Paramisgurnus dabryanus is the source of this 1738-nucleotide messenger RNA. It is a transcript of the gene npepl1, whose product is annotated as aminopeptidase like 1. Gene Ontology annotation, molecular function: metalloaminopeptidase activity; manganese ion binding. Gene Ontology annotation, biological process: proteolysis. The record is from RefSeq and is a predicted model, not a curated record. Gene Ontology annotation, cellular component: cytoplasm. Lineage: Eukaryota; Metazoa; Chordata; Actinopteri; Cypriniformes; Cobitidae.
AGAUGGCGAACGUGUUGCUGGAGUUCAAGGCAUCUGCCGGGGACUCAGAGCCGCAGAACCGUCCUGUCCUCUUCGUCGGCCAGCUUGGCAACCUGCAACAGCUCAACUGGGCCCAGUUGAAAGGAAAACUGCAGCCGGUGGUCAGCAAAGAGACAUGGCAAGCAGCUUUAGGUUCUCUGAACCCAAAUCCUACAGAUAGCUGCCCUCUGUAUUUGAGUCAUGCAGCAGUGGCGGCUCUUCCUUCACGAGUGAGCCGGCACAACAGCCCGGCGUCUGCCCACUUCCUCACCCGCCUGGUCCGAACAUGUCUGCCCUCUGGCAACAACCGCUGCAUUGUGAUGGUCUGUGAGCGCUCUGAUGUGUUUGCUUCAGGGUGCGCCAUCGCACGAGCUUUUCCGCUGUUCACCCGCCGAUCUGCCUCAUCUCGCCGGACAGAAAAAAAACACGUCACUGUUGAGUUUAUCACAGUGGGCCAAGAAAACAGUCCUUUGGAAGUCUCCACGCUCGAGUGUCUUGCUAAUGCAGCGGAUGGAAUUCGUCUGGCCGCUCGAAUCGUAGACACUCCUUGCAACGAGAUGAAUACGGAUGACUUCCUGGAGGAAAUCAAAGUGGUGGGGAACAAAUUAGGCAUCACUCCAACUAUAAUCCGAGGAGAGGAACUGAAACAAAAAGGCUUUGGUGGUAUCUAUGGAGUUGGAAAAGCUGCCCUGCACCCCCCUGCCUUGGCUGUGUUAAGCCACACCCCUACAGGUGCCACACAGACUAUUGCCUGGGUGGGCAAAGGCAUCGUCUAUGACACUGGUGGUCUCAGCAUCAAGGGCAAAACCACAAUGCCAGGAAUGAAGAGAGACUGCGGAGGAGCUGCAGCCGUUUUGGGAGCAUUUAAAGCUACUGUUAAACAGGGCUUUAAGGACAACCUUCAUGCCGUCUUCUGCCUGGCAGAGAACGCAGUCGGGCCCACAGCCACACGACCAGACGAUAUACACACCCUGUACUCUGGAAAGACGGUGGAGAUUAAUAACACAGAUGCAGAAGGGAGGCUGGUGCUCUCUGACGGUGUUGUGUAUGCAAGCAAAGAUCUCUCUGCAGAUAUCAUAUUGGAUAUGGCGACGCUGACCGGAGCUCAGGGAAUCUCCACAGGGAAGUACCACGCAGCCGUGAUGACCAACAAUGAGCAGUGGGAAGCAGCGUGCGUGAGAGCGGGACGCAGCAGCGGAGACCUGGCACAUCCUUUGGUCUACUGCCCUGAACUUCACUUCAGUGAAUUCACUUCAGCCAUGGCCGACAUGAAAAACUCUGUGGCGGACCGUGAGAAUGCUCAGAGCUCUUGUGCUGGCCUUUUCAUUGGCUCUCAUCUAGGUUUUGAUUGGCCGGGCAUUUGGGUACAUGUGGACAUAGCUUCCCCCGUCCAUGCCGGGGAGAGAGCUACGGGAUUCGGUGUGGCUCUGCUCAUGGCUCUGUUCGGUCAGGCGUCCGAGGAUCCCUUACUUAAUUCCGUGUCCCCGUUGGGUAUCGCUAAAGCCAACCCUGUCUCAGAAGACAAGCUGGAGAGAGACUGCAAGAGGAGGAGACUCGUCUAAAAUACAUUCAACUAGUUAAAUCAGGCAAUGUCUUCACACAUGUACACAUCUUGUGUCUCUGCCACCAAUUUGCAUUUAUUAUAUGUGCAAAAAAGUCUUCAAUAACAGUUAAUCUGAAAUGAAAGUGCAACAUUGUCUGUGUGAUACUAUCACCUGCU